This is a messenger RNA of Podarcis lilfordi (Lilford's wall lizard), 30354 nucleotides long. Lineage: Eukaryota; Metazoa; Chordata; Lepidosauria; Squamata; Lacertidae. The record is from the annotation of a GenBank genome assembly.
AUGAAGGGCUAUGGUCAAGGGGCUGCGCAGAGCUUAGUGAUCCAUCGCAGGCUGACCAGAGCUAGCGAGCUGAGAGGUAAUGUGGGCACAGCAGGAGAGAAGGCAAAAUGGGCUUAGCAACAAAUAUCAGAAGUCUGCAUCAGGAGAAACUGGAUUGUGCAAUAUGUGAAUUAUGUAGGUCAAGGAAUUGGCAUUUAUUAUUUUACAUAAUUCUGCUCCUAGUAGCCAUGGGUAAGGAUGAAGAAGCUUUGUCCCCUAAGCUACUAGCAAUCUCUUCAGUGCACUUUUGUGUUCCUCCCUAUUAGCAUAAACUAUAGUUUGCUGCAAUGUCUGAAUCAGCAAGUUGUGUAGCGCUAAACUACGAUCAGAAACCCACCUGAUUCUACUAACAAUAGUUUGCUAAUUUGGGUAGGAUUGCUUCUUGCCAAAGGGAAGAAGCACUUGCCACUGGCGAGUUAAAUUGUGGUUGACUGAUUACAUGGAAAGCAAAAAGUCAGUCCAGACAAAAGAACUAACAGCAGGGUUGUAGGACAGGCAACAGCCUUGGUCAAAGACUCUAAAUAUAGCCAGGUAAUAUGGAUCCCGAUUACAGUUGUGAAGUGGGGAGAAGCCUGAGGAAUACAAAUUCUGCAGGACUUAGUUGUUUGUUGAAGGCAAAGCAAGGCUGAAAUUUCCAUUUGAAGGCUCUGCCAAGCCAAGAGGAUUUGCCUGGGAUGUGUUGUCUAUCAGAGAAUUCCUGCUUUAUACUUUGUUAACAAGAACAAUUGAUUUUUUUGCACUAGAGCAAAGCGAGACAAUGAGGUUUAAGGGCUUUAUGUGUUUUGAACUCUGGGGGAUUUUGUUGUUGUUGAGAGAGAAGAUCUGAUCUGGGAAGCAGUGAUCUGUAAAUCAGCCCAGGUGACUUUGUGUGGGAGAUGAAUGCAUCUCACACCCUUAUGCCUAAAUGUCUCUACCCUCACCCCAACCCAAUCUUUUUAAUACUCCCUACAUCUUCACCUGAAGUGAGCAUGUGCCCAAAUAGAUCUGAAAAAGACAGCUGAAAUUCUUUUGUGAGGAAGCACCUUCAUUCUUCACUGUUCUUUAAUAUCAUCCUCAAAAGUGAAAAAGAGGCCCUUUGAAAACAUUGGAUCUGAAGAACUAUGGCCAAAGGGAAGUAGUCACUAGUACUCUUCCUGCAGCCCUGUAACAGGCUCAGUUUUUAUUUUAAGUAUAUAAACGUAUUUAUAUAUGCCCUCUUGUAAAAGAAUCAGGGUGGCACACAGGAACAUAAAAAACCCUUAAAAGCAAUAUAGAUCAAUCAUUAAAAUUAUUCAAGAAAAUUUUAGACAACUGCAUAGGCCUCUUGGCAUAAAAAAGUCUUUGAGAGAUUCCUGAAAGAAGGGUUGCACAAGCAGAAAAUUCAUUUUGGAAUUUAAGUUGCCUUUGUCUCUCACAGUGCUCUCUAAGCACAAGGUGUAAAGCAGUUCUGCGCAUACAAGGGCACCUUUGGAUCCAGCCCAUUAAGUCACAGUCCAUGUGAUCAUAAAGUAAAUGAAUAAAUAUGUUCUGCCCCCACCCGGGUUUUUUCUUUCCUAUUCUAAAUUUUCAAAGUCAAUUCUGUACUUCUGAGGUACAUGAGCUCUUAGUUCCUAAGUUGUUUCUGUUGUUUGUUGCUCAUUCCUCCGGGAACAAGGAGGAUUUUACUGGGGAUUGGUCUUUAUUUGAGGAUCCAUAAAUGCGGCAGUGGUGAUCCAUGUGUAUUAUAUUUUAUAUGUCUGACACUUGUAAUUAUUUUGUCAGUAUAAUUUGGUUUGUUCAUUUCAUUUAAUAAAAAAUGUUGAAGCUCAAGGGAAAAAUGUGAAUGCUAGCAUUCUAAACAAAUUGGCAAGCUGCCCAGAAAUACCUCAGCAGCUAUAAGUACACUUCCCGACCCCACACUCAAAAUAUAUUAGGCCCUCCCAUUCUCUAGGGCAGCUUCUGUGACAGAUAUUUCUUUUUAGUAAGAGUGGCGCACUCUGUCAUUUUAGUGCAUCCUUCUGUUUGUAUUCAGGUCCUUGCCCUCACCUGCCCUCAGCACUCAGAAGUUGUUACUAAUACUGUGAGCCAGAGAUCAGACAGGGAUAUAUUCUAGAGGAAUAUUUCUCCCUUCUCACUCUCUUCUUGAAUUCCUACUGAUUCAAGCACUUGGGGAAUUUUCAAAUCUUCCUUUUGAGAAAGCAAACACAAAUGCUCUCCCCCACCUUCCCCCUGAAUAAAUUGUGUGGGUGGAAGUGGGGGGUUGGUGGAAGACACACACACACACACACACACACACACACACGUACGUUUUAAUUAACCCAAUAACUGUCCUGCCUCUCUUGCAAUCCUAAAAUUAUCUUCAUCCUCCUGGCAGCAUGUUAUCACUGCAUUUUCAGACAAUUCUCUUGCUUCUUCCAGUUCUCAGGCUUUGUCACCAGCUUGCCAGAUUUUGUAUCUGCUUUUGCUUUAUCACCAAAUUGUCCAAGCCAGCUCUGCAAGACCCUUGGACACACAAAUUUUGAAGAGGUUCCCCCCAAGGUAGUUUGUUGGUACAUGUGACCUUGGCACCAUCUAGAAUAAUCCCUUUAUGAGUUUUACUUUUAAAGUUAUAAAAUUAAUAAUAUAAUUAAUAAUUUAGAAAAUAAUAAUACAUACAAUACAAUACUAAUUUAGAAAAUUGCUGGAAAUCAGCAAGAAGCAAAAGAACAAAAUCUAUCAGAAUGUAGUUACCGUAUUUUUCGCCCUAUAGGACGCAAUUUUUCCCCUCCAAAAAUGAGGGGGAAAUGUGUGUGCAUCCUAUGGGGCGAAUGCAGGCUUUCGCUGAAGCCUGGAGAGCAAGAGGGGUCAGUGCACACCGACCCCUCUCGCUCUCCAGGCUUCAGGAAGCUAUCCGCAAGCCUGGGAAGUUCCCGCCGGGCUCCCAAGGCUUGCGGAUAGCAGCCUGCAUCCCAAAGUCUGGGGUGCGCUGAGAAGUGCGCCCCGGGCUUCGGGCAGAUAUCUGCAAGCCUGGGGAGCCUGGCGGGAUAGCAGCCUGCAUCCCGAAGCCUGGGGCUUCGGGCAGAUAUCCGCAAGCCUGGGGAGCCCAGAAGGAGUUCCCGCCGGGCUCCCUAGGCUUGCAGAUAGCAACCUGUUCUGGGGGCUGGGGUCGGGGGAAGCUCGGGCUUCCCCCGCGCCUGGGGGGAAAAUAAAUUUUUUUUCUUUAUUUCCCCCCAAAAAAACUAGGGGCGCCCCAUGGGCCGGUGCGCCCUAUAGGGCGAAAAAUACGGUAAUUUUGAAGGACUUAUGCUUUUGUAGAAAUUCUCAGCUUUUUUUUGCCCCAGCUAUGUAUUUCAUUCCUCACUCCCCAUCCCCUGCAUGUUGGAGCAGUGUUUUUGCCCCUCCCACAUCUGAUAACACUGGGAUUCUGUGCUUAUACAGAGCUCUUAUGCACAUCCCCAUUCACAUCAUUGGAAAGAAGAGCUCUAUGCCUAGAACUGGCCCUUGCACUGAAGUGAAUGGGAGAACUAUGAGAGUUUUGAAACUCCCACAUCUGCAGCGAACAGUGGAAUUGGCUUCCAGUUUGUUUCUGGGCUCAGUUAAAAAUUUUGGUUUUGAUCUGUAAAUCCUUAAAUGCUCUGGGUCCAUGAUAUCUCGAAAAGUAGCUUCUUCUAUCAGAACCUACCUGAAUAAUUGAGCAAUCAUUGGAGAGCCUACUCUGUCUCCCCCUGCUUUCAGAGGUGUGGCUGAUGAGCAUGGUGGACAGGGUCUUCUCAGCUGUGGCACCAAAGCUAUGGAAUGUCCCCCUGAGGGAGGUUUACUUGCCCUUUCAGCAGGAUAUGAAAGCCUUUUUAUAGUCAUUUCAAACUUUUUAUUUUAAUGUGCUGAAUUGUCUUCAGAUUUUUGAACUAUUUAUUAUUUCAUUUCAUUUUUAUCACAUCUUUCCUAUACAUGAUCUGCCCCCAUUUGAUCCUUGCAACAACCCAGUUUUCUUUUUAAUUUUACUUGUCUUUAUUUGUGUUUUUAUAAAUUCAUGUUAGCAGCUUUGAUUACCUCUUAGAUAGCAAGAUAGAAAUAAUUGGAGAUAAAAACCAAAUAAACUGUGUACCCUAAUUCAAAUAGACUAGGGUGAGUAACAAACUCUGUAUGGUGCCCUGCUUGGAAUCAUUUCUUUUCUGGUUUACAGUCAGAUUAAAACACAAGUCUCUAGCUCUCAUGCUUGUGGAAACAAGUUUUUAAAAUAUGGUGUCAACACAAGGAAGCAAUUACAAAUAAGCUGAAAUUCACAGUAGGUCUCCAUUUGUCAAUGCCUGACUCAUAUUUUUCACAUUAGUGGCAGACGAGCCUUCUUGAAUAUAAAUGCUAUAGAAUAAAUGUAACACCCACCAAUUGUUUAUGAUGCCUGCCAUGCCAUUGAAGAUAGUAUGCAAAUUACAUUAAUUACAUGCAUCUGAAAUAUGCAGAUUAGUUGUGGUUGCUGCCUGGUGACAUGUGUUCUGACAUAGCCGACAGUGCCAAAUUAACACCAACCUACUAAAUUUCUAGGAAUCAUCUCAGCAAUUAAUUUGCUGUCCUCUUAUGGUACAUAUAUUACUGCAAAAAGCAAGACUCAUCUUGACAUUCUGCAGACUUUCCCCCCUACUACAUUACCUUUUUCUGUUCCUGUACAUUUCCUAGCCUGUUGUUUGAAUUUGGGAAGAAUCUUUACCCUUCUUCUUGUCUUCUAAGGUUGGCUUUCAAUUUCACAGACUAAUCGCUAGAAAGAACAAAAGACCAAAGUUUGGAAGAGCCACCCUUCCUCAAAGAAAUAGUGCCACCUUCAGAAGUUCUCAGCUGAACCUCUGGAUGCCCUUUGGUGUUGAGUAUUUUUAGUCUUUGGUUUUCUGAGUUCCUGUGCAAGGAAGUGUAACAGGGCGGUCACAGGAAGGCAACAUUUUACUUCUAAAACAAGUUGUUGGAGGCAGGGAGUGAACCAUCAGAAGUCAUCUGAAAGACCUGCUUUAAUCCCAGAUGCAUGUGAGCUGAUUGUGAAGGGUGAGGCGAGAGCUUUCUGCACAUACUCAGAGAUGCUCUCCCUUCUGGCACAAAGAGGAAAACCUGUGCCAUAGUAACUGGACAGUGCUCAGUAUCUUCAUGACCUGUGGAAUUUGGCUUCCUGAGAAUCUUAGCAAAUGUCUGGAAGUAUAAAGGGUUUGUAAGUAGCUGGCUCUACCUAAUCUGAGUCUGCAUGUUUUGACUGUUGCUUCCUCUGUUGUAUCUGUGGGGCCAGUUCUAAUCAUCAGCCGACUUGAGCUAAACAUGAACUGCUAGUAGCAGCGGUGUAACAUGAGAGUGAGAUCAUGACACCUCUUCCCUUCACUGGGAAAUUGCAAAUUCCAAUUUGCUUUUAAGUCUGCUACCAAGCUAACACGGCUGAUUUGGGAAAUAUGUAAAGUAGUAGUGGUGUUAACUUUGAAUUCUCACCUUUGUUAUUACUUUGGUAGGACAGUUGCAGGAUGAAUCCAGAAUAACAGAACACUUUUUUAAAAAAAGUCAGAUAAUCUGGAUUAUAAAGGCACCUGCGGUUGCUACAUGGCAUUAAACUGCAAGCUAUAAUUUUUGGUUCUUGAGAGGAUUGCCUAGCAGGCCUAGCGCUGAGGUGGGGGAUAGAGGGAGGGAAUCAAAACUCAAACUGGACACCUCAUCUGAAAUCCAGUUCCUUUUUGUUUGUAUGAAGAAAGAGGAUAACAUAUUCUAUUGCUCCUGUUUUUGUUCUGUGAAUAUACCUGUUUCCCUGUUACGUUCCUGUAGGUUGGCUUGUUUAUAGAUCAGAAAUGUUUUUCAUGGCUGUGAUUUCUAGUAUUGACAUUUGCUAGGGAGCUUAAGGCGGUAUUUAUUUAUUUAAUGUUUUAAAAUAUAUGUCCUGCUCUACUAGGCCUAUGCCUUAUUCAGGGUGGCUUUCAACAAUGUAAACUUCAGAAGCUGCAGCAGGAGGAAAAUGUGGUCUGCACCAUACAUUAUUGUAUUGCUUUGUAUUGCUUAAUGUUUCCAUACUAUGUUUAAGUGUAUGAGGUGCUUCACGGGUGCUAUCUAGUUGUAAUUAUUCCAGUGAUCAUGUGUGGCAGGGGUUCUUAACUUUAGGUCCACGUUCACUUAGAAGAUUUUUCCCCCCAGAGUUCACAAAUACUAUUUUCUUCCUGUUACUUUGACAAUUGGCUUUGUGGAUGGGGCAGGGGGGGAUUUCAUAGCUUUAAUCAGAUUCUUGAAGGGGUCUUUGGCACAAAAAAGGUUAAGAACCACUGCUGUAAGGUAAGUCCAUGAUUCCCUGCAUUGCAGAUGGAAGGAGAGGCUUGAGAAUGGCUUGCCUCAGGCCACCCAGUGAGUCGUAUGACAUAGUCAGGAUUCAAACCAGGGACUUCUUGAUUUAUAGCUCAGUCCCUUAGCCGCAUUGCUACCACUAGCACUCUGUAUGGCCUUCUCACUCUAAUAUUUUAACUAACCAUCAGUGAAUUUAAUACAGGAAAGACAGGGGCACAAGUUCGGCAUGCCCAUUAAUUUCAAUGGCUUUACUCUGAGUAUGACUAAUCUUGGAUGCAAGCCAGAAUUAGAAUCUGGACUUUUGCAAAACUAAGGAAGGGCAGCUUGUUUGGGUCAUAACUCCUGGCCUUGUCCAAAGCACUGACCCUUGGAGGGACACACACACACCCCCCAAGCUGCCACCAAUACUUCUGUUUGUAAUGGUGUAAAACAGACUUCCUCAGCCUUACUGGUUGAGACUGGUGGAAGGGCCCCGGAUUGGGGAAGGUUGACCUAAAAUGUUAGGUUUGAAUCACAGGAGCAUUUGAUGCCUGCUGUACCCUGCCAGCUAUGAUUGACAUCAAGCAGAAAUAACUCUAGAGAAGCAGGGGGAUCCUGUUUUGCUGCUGUUCAUGUGAACCCGGCCAAAGGAAUGGAUCAAGUUGGGGGAGGCUGAUUCAGUGGGCUCACCUGAUGGUCCUUGAGUCUUCUGCAGUUAGCUGGAUGUUUUAGCCACACUUCGGCUUAGGCCCUGAUGGAGGAAAGCAAACUGAGACUGUGUCCUAGCAUAACCAAGGCAGAGUGGAGUGUGCAUCUCGGGACUUCCCCUUGCCAUUCCUUCCUUGCUGCUAGUCAGACAUCAGGCAGGGUGCGCAUGGCAGGCAGCGAUGUCCUUGUAACUAGGACAGCAGCAACCCAGGGCUUGAAAAAUAAUUGGCCAGCUGGAGACAAGAGGGGAGGGAGAGGAGUCCUGUGGAAGCAGCAGAGUGAGGAGAAGGGCAAUGACAACAAGAAGGAUGAAAUGAAUGGAAGGGUGGGAGACUGCAUAACCUGAUGCCAAGUGCACAACUGGUUCACCCCUUCACCACCGCCCCCUCCAAACAGAUCACUGACUGUUGUUCUGUGAACACAAUUAAUUUCCACUGCUGAGGCUGUUCGUUUGACAAAGCACUGAAGUUUUAGGUUCAAGUCUGCAAUGGUUGGUGUGGGAGACUCCAGGCGACCUUAUGCAUCUUGCAGCAGUGUGGCUUUCUCACAAGAACAUGGGAACCUGCCUUAUACCAAGUCAGACCAUUGACUCAUCUAGCUCUGUAUUGUCUAAGUCAGGUAUCUUCAACCUUUCCAGACCCAGGACCCACUUUUAAUUCACACAUGCAUUUGGGGACCCAUUUCUUAAUCCUUUACCAUAUAUAUGCAUGGUGGUAGUUUUCCUGUUGUGGCCCUCUUUGGAUCAGGCCGUGACCCCAUUAGGGAGUUCUGACCAGUGGUUUAGGCCGACUGACAGCAGGUCUCCACGGUUUCAGACAGGAAUUUUCUCCAGUCCUAUUUGGAGAUACAGGGUAUCGAACCUGGGACCUACAGAGUCAUAGACCUUCCGCAGUCACAGACCUUCCUCAGUAUGCAGAAGGACCCAGUGUUGAUUCCUAGCAUCACCUGAUAGGCUGGGAAAGACUCAGGCCUUGAAACCCUAGAGAGCUGAUCCCCAAAAUCACCCCUCUGCUAAUGCGCACACUGAAGAAGCAGGGCUAAAAACCUUUGAAAUGUCAUUCUAUGGUUACUUUUGCUGGCCGAGAGCCCUUGUGGGGGGAGGUGGAGACAAGGAGAUAGAAUCAAGGAAGAAAAAGAUACUCUUUCCUGUGCUCUCUUGCCUCCUUCAGCUGUUUCCAUAGGGGGAAAGGGCUUGGCAAGCUAAUGGCCAAGUGGCUCGUCUUAAGGGGCCGAGUCUAGUCUGGAAAUUGCCACUUUCUGACCCCCAUAAACUGAUUUCUAGAGACAUACUGUGCAAAUUUAAGUGCAGAUUUUUUUGGUGGUAUAUAGAAAUGUUGGAAGCUGCCUUCUAGUGAGUCAGACAGCUGGUUCAAUUUAGCAUUGUCUACGUUAUGUUGACUGGCAGAGACUCUUCAGGUUUUCAGAUGAAGAUCUUUCCCACUUCCUCCAGCAAAUACUGGGAAUUGAACCCCAAACUUCUUUCCACAUGCAGAACAAGUGCUCUACCCCUGAACUACAUCCUUUUCCAAAAGAAACAGUAAAGUGAGUGGACAAUUCUGAGCCAAGGAUUAACUCUUUCACUAUCCAAGCCCUUGUCUUGGAUAUAAAUAGUUUGCAAUGGAUAGUCUGCCCAAGGUAAUUUCCUCUAUUCUUUUUAGCACUGACAAAGAAAAUGUGAAGUAGUAUUGAAUUUGGGAUCCAACAAGCCCAGAUAUUUAUACAUUUGUACUUUGAUGAUCUGAUGUUUGCUCAGAUUUCUGCUGGGCUGGCUUUUAACAACUUGAUGCUGGCUGCUAGGCAUGUUAAGUACUCUUCGACUGUGGCUACCCUAUUUCCUUCUCAGAAUGGGGGUAAAACAAAGCAGGGCAGCACUUCUUUACUUGCCCACUACAAGCAUGCCCCUAGAAGUGCGUCACUGGUAAAAGUUAGCAAUAAAGAAAAACUGCUACAGUUGGGUAAGGUAGCAGCCUGCUUACCAUGCAUGGUGAACAGCUGAUAACUUGAAAGUAUAGUUGGUUUCUUUUGCUUUGUCCUCUGAAUUGGCAAGGCAGAAGUGCAGACUUAACCAGGGCAGAUUUUGCCAUUUGUGUAAGAGAGAUUGUCUCUGCUGCUUCUUUGCAGGGCAAGGAAGGGCAGAUGCUUCCAGUUUGUCCCUCCUUGACCUAGCAAGCUCCUGUGUGUUCCAUGAGUGCAAAGAGCAGUGCAGGAAUUGCCCUGAAACAAGGGCCUGGCAGGCAAGUGGAUCUGUCGCAUGGCUUGGUAGUUAGAGUACAUGCUUUGCGUGCAGAAGGCCACCUGAUCUCAAAGGAACAUCUAGUCUGGAUCCCAUUCUGUAAGUUGGGAGUUGCCAACUUUCCUAGGCCUGUGGGCACAUGUGGAUUUUGGGAUGAAUGCUGUGAUUGCCACCCCCUCUGGACACUUCAGUAUAAUUAAUCAGAGCCUAAGAAAGUGCAUAGAACUGAAAGAGGAAGUGAGAAAGUGCUGGUAUUUUUUCCAAGGGAAGAACAUAAGUAUCCUCACCACCUCAUGAUCCAAGGGGCUGUUGUGGGGCGGGGCGGUUUCAGAGAUAUUGUAGGCAUUAGGAGAAGAACUCAGGGGCACCCUUGCCCCCAUGGGCAUGCUGUGGGUGACCCCAUGCUGUAAGUAGCAGGAAGCACACUUCCCGCUGCUCCCAUCUUACGAUGUCAAGUAAUGGUUGCCUUUCUUUCUUGUCUGUUGCAGCCACACCCACUCUUCUGGUUCUAUGGCCGCUGUGCGGGAAUGGUCCUGCACCCGCUGCACGUUCCUGAACCCCGUAGGACAGCGCCAAUGCUCCAUCUGCGAGGCCCCGCGCCAGAAGCCCGACCUCAACCAAAUCCUGCGCCUCAGUGUAGAAGAGCAGAAAUGGGCCUGCGCCCGCUGCACCUUCCGGAACUUCUUGGGCAAAGAGGCCUGCGAGGUGUGUGGCUUCACCCCUGAGCCUGGGCCUGGGGGCUCCCCGCUGCCCAUCAUCAACGGAGUCCUGCCAAAGCCCACCGCCUUGGUGGAGCCCAAGGGCACCUGCAAGGAGGAACUUCCCAAGGCCGAGAGCCCUGGUGAGGACUCUGGGGGGAAGAGCCCGGAGGAAGUGGGGCUGGAGGAUGGCUGGGCCUGCCAGCGCUGCACUCUUCACAACACCCCAAUGGCCAACUCGUGCUCGGCCUGUGGAGGCCCCCGCAAGCUCUCGCUGCCCAAGAUCCCCCCAGAGGCGCUGGUCGUCCCUGAAGUCAUUGCUCCUGCCGGCUUCCACAUAGCACCCACCACCCCUCAGCCCAGCGUUGCUACAGACAACCCCGAGAGCCAUCCCAUUGCCAACCCAGGUGCACCCACCAUUGAGCAAGAGAGCCAGAAGAUGCCAAGCUUUAGCCUUUUCUCCCCCGGCCUCCAAAACAACCCCGUUCCCCGCAGCCGCCGAGAGGUGCCCCCCCAGCUGCAGCCGCCGGUGCCUGAGACCUCCCAGCCGGCCUCCCCACCAGCACCUGUGCAGAAGGCCAUUCGCUUCCAGGAGCUGAUGGCGACAAAGCGGCUGAGCGUGCUGGAAGAAGAAAUGGAGGUGAGCCCAUCGCCCUGGAAGUGCAGCACCUGCUCCCUCCUCAACACCUCGGGAGCCGGUGCCUGUGAGGCCUGUAGCUCCCAGAAGGGAAGUGACACCAUUGACUUGACUGGCGAUUCUGUGCGCUUCACACCCUGCGGUCCAUCCAGCCCCGACUUCACCACCUGGUCCUGUUCCAAGUGCACGUUGAAGAACCCCACAGCCUCUCAGAAGUGCAAGGCCUGCGGCUCCUCCAAGCUGCAUGGCUUCCAGGAACACGGCGCACAGGGAGAGUUGGCUCUCAAAUGCCCUGAGUGUGGCUCAGACAAAGGCAGCUGCCCAUCCUGCAGCUCUAAGGCCCCCUCGGCCCGCAAAGUGGCCCGCCUCUUCCCCUCGCAGCCACCUGUCACCCCAGAAAGGCCCAGCCAGUGGCCUUGCCCAGCUUGCACGCUGCUCAAUGAGUUCAAGGCCAAGCACUGUGUCGCCUGCCACACUCCCCAGGGGUACCUGUUGCAGCGCAAGGGCGCCAAGCCACUCAGGCGCCGGGAGAGUAUGCACGUGGAGAAGCGGCGGCAGACAGAUGAAGGGGAGGCCAAAGCCCUCUGGGAAAACAUUGUCUCCUUCUGUCAAGAGGUGAGUUUCUCUUAGUGUCCUCUUGCCUGUCAUUACACCAUGGAAAAGUUUGUAUCCAAAAGAGAAGUCCUUUUUAUUUAUACAAAGUAAGUUUCCAGACCUGUGGGUACUCAGUAGACAGGCAGGAAAAGACAUAGGCAGUGCUCUUUGAAAUCUUAGAAGUUGGUGCAGAGGAGGACUGGGCAAAACUCUUGAGUUUUCAGUGUGUGAUCUCCAUGUGUUCCAUAUUUUCGUGUUCUCCGGUAGACCAAGGAGAGUGUUUGAAGAUCCUUUGAGAGCUGGUGUAGCAGCCCUAUCUGGUCUUGCUUACUACCUACUGUAUUGGCCAUUUUUUAAUACUUGAGCGCCAUCAACUAACAUUCAUUGUUUUUUAUUCGUAUCUGCUAUUGUUAUUUAGCUUUCAGUUGCACGUUUCAUAUUUACAGACUGCAUUUGUUGUCUUUGACAAAUCUUCUCAUGCUUUUAAUAUCUUUUGGAUGGGGGGGGGGAAGGAAGCACCUGAAGUGCUUAGUCUCCUUGCUCCUACUUAUGAGCUAUUAAUUUAUUGCAUUGAUAUUCUGCAUUUUCCUCCAAGGAACUCAAAGCAGCAUCAAUGGGCUCCAUUCUGAGUGGGGAUUUGAACCUGGGCCCCUAGUGAGACACUGUCAUUAACGGGCAUGCAGGCUUUCAAUGAUCAGUCAUCUUUGUGAUGUUCUGGCCCUGAAAUAAGCAGCAAUACCCAAAGCACUUUAGGAGAAUUGGGUUUAAGUUCUAUCUAGCAACUGAUCCAUGUUCAUACCAGGAAUAUUCCUCCUUCUGCCCUGGGUCAGUCCAUCCAGAGAUCGAACCCCUGAGGUGCUCUUUUAAAGAAUGCAGUGAAAGGGUGCUCAGCCCAAGGAAGAACUUCGGGAUUUCACCCUGUAUAAUUAGCAAGAACAGGUGUCCUCUGGGUCCGCUUGGCAGCCUCAGGAAAAGGCCACUCGCCACGCUCAUUAAUAACUAAUUGUGCGGUGGCUUUAAUGAUCAAGUGCUGUUUUAUUUCUGAGCGGCCUGUGGUGAUUGAAGCCACAUCAAGCGGGUGCCUGAAAUGAAAUUUAAUCGUGUUAGACUUCUGAGGGAGCAAUGCACAGGCACAGCAGGUGGCCUUCAUGCAGGGCAUCCAAAUUUCCAGCCAAAGAAUAGAGGAGGCCUUCUCUCUCCGUGUGUGUGUGUGUGUGUGUGUGUGUGUGUGAUGUUCCCUCAUUGCGUUCCCUCAAACCCUGACACACACACACACACACACACACACACACACCCCAGCUCCCAAUUCUUGCUGAAGCACAAAAUCUAUUCUCUCUCUUCCCCCAGAUUUUAUUAAUUUAUUUAAUUAAAUUUCUAUCCUGCCCUUCCUCCCAAAGGAGCUCAGGGCAGCAAACAUACAACCAGUACAGUAAUUAAAACAUCUAAAAACAAUUCCAGUAAAGAUGCAGGCUGCGAAAGAUACCUACUUCAAAGACUUGUUGGAAGAGGAAGGUCUUUGUAGGUGCUGAGAAGAACAGAUCUUCAUGUGCUGAAGUGACUUGAGGGAUUCGUUCCAAUUUUGUGUAUUAUUGGGGUGAGGGUAGUUGUGGCACAGCUCCUGUGCACUUGCUUGCUUGCUUGCUUGCUUGCAUGCAGCACUGCUAAAGUACAGUCUAUAUAUAUAUAUUUAUUUAAUUUAAGAUGUUAUUAGGCUACCCUUAGGUAAAAUUGUGAAAGCAGCAAUGAAGAAAAUAAUUUUUAAAAAUGCGUCAAUAUAAAAUCACAAUAAAUAAACACAAAAGGAAAAACAGUGUGGAGAAUAUCAGCGCGUUGUUUUUUUUUAAAGCAUAGCAGAUAAAGCUAUUUCACGUAGGCCUGGGAAAAUAAAAAUGUCUUGGGGAGGUACCAGUUAGACAAAACAAUGGAUGCCAGAUAAGCUUCUUUUGGAAGAGUGUUUUCAUACACAAGCUACUGCAGCUGAAAACUCUGUCUAGAAAAUUUCAAAGCAAUUUACUCCAAGCUCUUUCCUUACAACAGCUCUAUCAGGUAAGUCUGUGGUGCUGUCCUUCUAUUGCAGAAUGGGGCUGUGUGUGUGUGUGUGACAGGUUUGAGACUGAAAGAAAAUGUUUUGCCAAAGGCCAUCUAGCGAGUUUAUGGCAGAGGUGAGGUUCAAACAGGAGGCUUCUGAUUCUCAGCUCAGUCUUAGCCACCUGCCCUCAGGCCUAAUAUGAGUAUGAGCCCUUCAGAGGGAACAUCUUGUGCUUGCAGCUUAUCACUGUAGCAUGCACCAAGGAGUUCAAGAAUCAUGUGCCUUGAGAAACAUGUACAUGAGAAAGCCCACUCUGAGGCAGUAGACAAGUCUGUACUUUGUCCUGAGUUUGCCCGUCUUCUGCUGUGGAGGACAGAUUUGUAUUGAAGCAUCAGUAUCCAGACUCUGGAACUGGAAGCCCCAGUGGUUGGUCCCCUAAAAGAGAGGCAGUUUGUUGGCUGCCAGGGAUUUGCAUGAUGCCCACACACGCACGCACACACACACACACACACACAAUAGAUCCACACUUCUCCCCGACUUAGUCUCAGUUCUUCUCUAGCUUGCUAAUGUUCUUUCCAUGUUUCUUUGGGAAAUGCCAUCCCUUCAUCUCUGCUUCUUUCUUGGGAGAGCCUUCAGCAUUAAUCACAUUGUAAUUCAGGGACCUCAAGGGAGCAUCUGACCCCGGCGCAUGCCUUGGCAAUGGUAGCACAGCGAGCACUGAGAACAGGCUGUUGGGGCAGAAAUUUGCUGGGAGGUUUGAAGCUUGAGGGAGCUUCAGUGGCUGCUGCCUGGACACAGCAGCACAGAGGGGAAGGGAGAGAAGCCAACUGUGCAGUACAGUCCUCCUUUGCACAUUUAUUUCAAGGCAAGUCUCACUGAAUUCAAAAUGACUUCCUUCCAAAUAAGUGUGUGUAGGAUGACGACCUUUCCUCUAACUAGAAGAAAUGUAUUGCAGGAAGCCUGCAAAGCGAGGAAUCAUGGAUGCUGAUCUCCAGUUCUCUUCACAGCAGCUGAAGGGGAACAGAUCAGGUUGUCUGACUCUGACACAUUCUUUUUAAUCACUAUUUCUGAAUACGGAUACGAUCAGGGACUUUUGCAUUCUGUGACCUGAACAAACAAUGCAGAACUCAGCAUCCCAAGAAUCUCAUUCUCCACCCCCCCACUUCUAAUAAAUAAAUCAAGUUUCUAGCCCUUAUUGUUGGAGACAAGUGCAUGAACCAUGCUUAGUAAAACCGAAGAAGCCAGACAGGCUGCUAAUUUGGCUUUCCCAGUAAUCAAGCCAUAUUUCAUAGCUCUGUAGGACACCUUCUCCAUUCUUGUGCAAAGCAGAAUAUUUUGCAUAACAGCAAAUGUACACAAGUCACAUACCUGCAUUGCUUGGUACAAAACUGGGUUAUAUUGAGCUAAAAUGUCUUGCCUGCGUCACUGCAGAGCUAAGCUUGAAAAUAUGAAAACGGGGCUAUACUGGAGGAUUCAAGUAUUCAGUCACCUGCCUGGAACUGUCCCAGGUCUAAGUCUCACUGUUUAACGUAAGAAUAACCCUGCAGUUGGAUCAGAUCAAUGUCCUCUCUACUCCAGAUUCCUCUUCCCCGCAGUGGCCAACCAGAUGCCAGUGGGAAGUUCACAAACCGGGCAUGAGGGUGAUAGCCCUCUCCCUCUGCUGCUCCCCAGUAAUUGAUAUUCAGGGCAUUCUGCCUUCAUAGCAGUUGUUCCUUGGUUUUGCUUACAUGUAAAGUGGAGCUUUGACAGAUUUAAGGGGGAGAAGGGGUUGACUGUACUGGGCUACUCGCCCUGUUACUGAGCAUGCCCAGGUGCUUAACUCACUUGCCUGUUUACCUUCGUAUUUCAUCAGCUGAGGCCCCCAUGGGUGCUGAUCAAGGAAAGGAUGUUGGCAGUUUCAUCCCCUUUAGUGGGCAGAGGUAUGACUCACUGUAUGCCUGCCUCAAUGUGCAGCCUAGUCCUCAGAUAGCAGGAACUGAGAAAGACAUUGACCUGUAACUGAGAAAGACAUUGACCUGCCACCUUUUGUUCUAGCAUAUGCACAGGAAAGAAAGUUGGAAUGAACUGAAUUCCCAUCUGCACUUUACAUUUAAGGCAGUAUCAUACCACUUUAAACAGUCAUGGCUCCCCCCUCCUCCAAGAAUCCUGGGAACCAUAGUUUUAGUGUGCUAAGAGUUGUUAAGAGACCCCUUUUCCUCUCAAAAGACCUUCAUUUCCUAAAGUGAUUUGACAGUCAGUCCUUCUUCUCAGGAAACUGGGCAUUGUAGCUUUGAGGGGAAUGGGGAUCUCCUAACAACCCUCUGCUACAGUUCCCAUAUUUCUUUGGGGGAAGCUGUGACUGUUUAAAGUGGCAUAGUACUGCUCUGAGUCUAUGGUGCAGAUGGGACCUGCAUGUCUCUAAAGCAAGACUGCCAGCAUGUGUCCAACAGUUGCUGCAGGAGCCCCUGCUUUCAUGUGGAACUGAAUAUCAGUAACAAGGAUGCCCUUGGGCUUCUUAAUUUUUGUAUCUGCAGAACAAGGUCAACUUUGUGGAUGACAGUUUCCCUCCAGGGCCCAAGUCAGUUGGCUUCCCCGAAGGGGACAGUGUCCAGCAGCGAGUGAAGCAGUGGCUGAGGCCUCAUGAAAUCAACUGCAGCAUCUUCAAGGACCGUUCAGUCAAGUGGUCUGUUUUCCGGACACCUCGGCCCUCUGACAUCCUGCAAGGGCUCCUGGGAAAUUGCUGGUAAGAAUUGAGGGCAAUCAGAUUCAACUGUGACUUUUAAGGGGAAUUAAGAUAUGUGGGAACCCCAUUGCUAAUGGCCAUUGUGCACGAGCAGAGUGUGUGGUCUGGACUUGAUAGAUCCUGACACAAGAUUCUGGCAGGUGCACUUGCAGCCAGCUCAGCCGGCUUCCCAGCACAGAGUAGGAGGACACCCCAAGGCCUUUACAUUUCUACUUUCAGAGCUUUCGUUCUUUCUGCUGACUACAGAUGUUGGCUGCCCCCUGGUGGCAUGCAAGAGAGAUCUAAAAAACCAACCACCUUUCCCCAGCAAGAAUAAAGGAGCUUUCCGCCUCAGCAGGGACAGCAUGCAGAUCACUUUAGAGCUAAAAGAUGAGCUACAAAGCCAGGACCUCAAUGGAAAAGUUUCUCAUGAGCGGGACUGUACUUAGCAUGUGCACAUGUACAUCACAUUUAAAUCUUUCGAGCCCUGUGAUUUUCACAUGUUAUAAUUCAAGCAGCAUUUUUCACAGUGAUCAAUCUGCUGAGGUGCUCCAAAGGUUCAUGGGGUCAUAUUCUACAACUGUGUUUCCCAGAUCACGUUGGACUACAACUCCCAUCAUCCCUGACCAUUGACCAUGCUGGCUGUUGGGAGCUGGAGUUCAACAUAACCUGGGGGUACAAGGUUGGAUAACACUGUUAUAGAGCAUGGACAGCAUUCAUGUGGGCUGCUGGCCGGGCUUGUUGGGCCUUGCAGUACUUUCCUGCAUGCGUGCAUUACUAGGGAAGACAGGAGUGAAAAGAAAGCCUCUGGGGUCAUUCUUGCAGGCCAGUAGCAUGGCCUGCAUCACAGUUCCACAUUCCUCUGUUUAAAAUAUGAACCAUAAUAAUCUCUGUUGGAGGCUGUCAAGCUUUCAAGCCUUGAGAGAACACUUUCCACAUCAGUGUGUCUGCUAAGGAACUCUGCAUGCCUGCCACAAACCCUGACAUAGAUUCUAGACUAUAUAUUAAGGUACACGCUCGAUUUGCGCAGAAUGCUGGCCAAGUCAAAUGAAAAUAGGUGCUCCAGAAUUGCACCCAUCACUCACCUGCGGCUACACAAUGACUGAGCAAGGUAGGUUAUAGUAGACAGGCUGUCUUUCGAUUAAUCUUGUCUGUGUUUGAUGAUCAUCUUGUUGUAAUGCUCUUGUUUUAUUUUGUUCUGUUGUAAUUUGUUGUAAGAUGAUUUGGAAACCUGAAGAUGAAUCAGUCAAAUAGAUUCUCAUUGAACUCUGAUAAGCUUCUCAGGAUUCCCCAGAGGUCUGAAAGCCAUUAACACGUUGUCAUAUUGCCCCUUCCUGGUGGAAUGAUGCUAACCGGAUACCAGAAGCAAUGGGCUCUGGUUGGAGGGGUACAUACUGAUUCCUGGGGAUGGGCUGCAGUCCAUAGAUAUGGAUUAAUAAAUUGCUUACUAAAUUCAAAGGGUGGUAUAAGUGAAAGUGGGUCACCUGGUGGACUCCAGCUCCCACCAUCCCUCACUUUUGCCCAUACUGGAGGACUGCAGCUCAGUAUCACUGGAAACUGUGGGUGUCAGUAGAUGAAACCUCAGAAUCCAGUAGAAUCAGCUGUUAGGGGAAAUAUGACUCCAAUAAGGAUUUUUAAGAGUUGGAAACUUUUCAGUUAGUAGUGCCAUGUUAUGAAUUUUUUUAAAAAAUCAAUUCAUUGUGGUCUGCACACGCAAUUGGUGAAAAAUUAGCCUUUAGAGUGAUUAUUCCCUGUAGCCUAUGACUUUUUAAAUUUUGCAAUCAUGCAUCUAUUUUUAUUUUUUUAAAAAACACUUUAAAAAACACUUUCCUAGGGUAUGCUCAUUUAUUUGCCUUAGUUGUUUACCACCUAGAGAACGUCAGGUUGUUAGGCAAUAUACAAAUACUGUUAAUCAGUAAACAAACAUAAACCUAUGAAGCCCUGUUUCUCACACAUCCGGCACAGAUCAACGUUUUGAGGGGUUCAAAAACUUUGUUGGACUACAAUUCCCAUUAUUCCUGGCCACUACCCAUGCUGGAUGGGGUUGAUGGGAGCUGGAGUCCAGCAUUUGGAAGACACAUUAGCUACUCCUACCUCUAGAACAAAGAAGACCAGCCACCAGUGUAACUGCUCUUUCCAAUAUGAACUCGAUGGAUCAGUUCAGCAGACCAUGUACACACACACACACACACAGAGAGAGAGAGAGAGAGAGAGAGAGAGAGAGAGAGAGAGAGAGAGUCAUGCAUCUGAUUUUUCUAUUUUACUGUAAUUUCUUACUGAUUUUCUUUUGAAAUACUCCAACCUGCUAAUACAAAUUCAUCUGAAGAAUACCUUAUUAUAGUUCGGGGGAAGAUUUCAUUCAUCCUAAGUUUAUACACACACACACACACACACACACACACAGUCUCAGUUUGUCUGCAGUUUCUUUAUUUUGUAAGAUCAAAUUAUGUAACUUCCAAUCUGAGUAUUUUUUAAAUAGAUCCACUCAAAUUUCACUGGUGCAUGAUCUGCAUACAAAAUUGAAACAUUCUUUAUUUCUCUAGAGUCUUUAAUAAUACCUGGAGAAGUAAUAAUAUAAUCCGCCACUGAAUAUAUUUGAUUUUUCUUGGAAAAGAAAGUAUAAUUCUUAUCUUGUAUGAUGAAAAUACCUCCAAAAAUCAUCGGGUGAACGAUAGUGCAAGUCAGCUUCUCACUUUGAAGCAUAAUUCAUUGCCCCUCCUGUGCCUUGUAGAUUGUUAUUAUCUGUUGUUAAUAAUACAAAUGUUAAGUACAGUUCUUGCUUCAGAUGACACAGGAAGCUACAGUUAACUGAAAGCAGGAGUGAGUGCCAUACAGAAGGAGAGGAGGAGAGUGUGUGAGUUCAGGAGGAGACUAGGCACAUCUCAUGAAACCAUAGUCUAGAUCAGGCAUAGGCAAACUCAGCCCUCCAGAGGUUUUGAGACUACAAUUCCCAUCAUCCCUGACCACUGGUCCUGUUAGCUAGGGAUGAUGGGAGUUGUAGUCCCAAAAUAUCUGGAGGGCCGAGUUUGCCUAUGCCUGAUCUAGAAUGAUAUCUGAAUGUGGUCAUUGACUUGCUGGUGAGCAGCCUUCCCAGUAUUAACUGGCUUCAUCUGGCACCUCUUUUUCAGGUUCCUCAGUGCUCUGGCUGUGCUGGCAGAAAGGCCUGAGUUGGUGGAACGGGUCAUGAUUACACGGACCAUGUGUCCGGAGGGAGCCUAUCAGGUGCGGCUUUGCAAAGAUGGCACCUGGACCACUGUGCUGGUGGAUGACAUGCUGCCCUGUGAUGAGUGUGGCUACCUCCUCUUCUCUCAGGUGGGUGCUGGGAUUUGAUAUGGCCAGCACUAGCCAUUGCAGCAGGUGAAACCACAGAGGGGGAUAUGCCAGAGGUUGGGAACAGAGUUGCUUGAAAGUGUCUCUUUUAUAACAAACUGAGAGAUGCUGUGCUAUAUGUCCUGUAAAAGACUCUCCAUGGGGUCUCCAGCUUAGAAGUUCAUUUAGAUGGGAAAUCUGCAGCCCUCCAGAUGUUGUUUGACUGGGAAUGGCUGGGGUUGAUGGGAGUUGUAGUCCAACAACAUCUGGAGGGCCACAGAUUGACCAUCUGGUCUAGAACAAGGAGAGGGCUGAAUUCAUAAUGUGGUUUACAAGAGUGAAUGGUGGGUGCAGAAUUUAGCUUCCUGAGAAUUUCAGCUUUGAUUUUGUUUUGCUUUUUAAAAAGGUUUCUAGUUCUUAUCCUGCACAAGAAUGCUACAAAAAUAUUCGGACAAUACACACUGAAAUUUCAGGAGCCAUAGAGAGGACUGAAUAAGAUUUUAAGGGUUUGAGCGACAUGGCUGAAGUCUCCUUACUCUUCCUAUGACUUAACAAUGUCAGACUAUAUUAUGAUUAUAACAUUGAAAAAGCAGAAUAAGUUAUGCAUUUGCACUCAGUUUGCAUAAUUUAUAUAGUUGCAAAAUCCACUUUUCCUUGGCAUAGAUCUUGGAUUGCCUGGGCUCGAAGUUUUCAUUUAAUUACAUGCAGAGUACACACAACUCUAGCCAAGGGUGUCCACCCCUUGUUAACGCUUGUGCUGUAGGCGGAUAAGGUCACCCUUAGCCCAUCUGUAGCAUGCAAAUGUAUUUAAAUGCAAUUAACACAGUCUUUUAAAAGAGAAAUAAUCAAUUAUGAACUCUGAAGUUGGUCGACAGCCUUGUUUGCAGCCAUUGAUUUGUGUUCUUCUCCCCCAGGCCCAGAGGAAGCAGCUAUGGGUCGCCCUUAUUGAGAAGGCCCUGGCCAAACUCCAUGGUUCGUACUUUGCCCUCCAGGCAGGGCGCGCUAUUGAAGGCCUAGCUACGCUAACCGGCGCCCCCUGCGAGAGCCUGAUGCUGCAGGUCAGCUCCACUAACCCUCGCGAGGAGCCCAUUGACACUGACCUCAUCUGGGCCAAAAUGCUGAGUUCUAAGGAGGCUGGGUAAGACGAGGCAGGAGGGAGGGCUUUCCCCUUCAGCUGUGAGGAGCGUAAAGACUGAUUUGGCAUCUGCGGCCGGUCGGGCCGCAUCUAGACCGAGGGAAAAGUGGAAUUUCAUUGAGCUUACUGCUGUGGCUCUAGCAAAGAUAGAGAGCUAAGGCGGGCCAGUGAGGCCUGUUGCUGUAAAAUGCACCCCCUGCCUACCCUCAUCCUUAGUAAGCUGGAACGGCAGAUAGACUGCAAAUCUCAGAGUGCACUGCUCUGGUGAGCUGCCUUGGAGAGGCUAGUGUCAUGGGAUGCUUUGUGUAUCGGUCUAAAAUGCCCAUGAACACUCAGAGCUAGGUGCAGCCUGUGCCGUCAGCCCAAGAGAAAAGAGAAGCCCCAGGCUGUUCUGUUCUGUGCUUCUGCUGCAUGGACUAUUGAAUUCUCAGCUGGAGCAGUUGAGUUCCCAGGAUUUUUUUUUUGGGGGGGGGGAGGCCAUGUGCUUUAAAUGUAUGGUGUGGAUGUGACCUAAUUCAGAGCCCCUGUUAAAAGAUCAUACUGUUAAAGCCCCAACCCAAUAGUAUACGAAUGUUAGAACUCCUGCCAUUCACAGCUUUCUAUGCCUGUGUGCAAUAUUCUUCUGCAUGCAACAGCUGCUGAAUAUAGGCCGCCUCCCCACUUUGCUCCACCUGCCGAGAGUGCAAGGCUGAGCAAUUACUGCAGAGGCAGAGGAGGAGCGUGGCAGGAAGGUGGGUGAGGGUUAUGUUGCAUGUAGUCAUUGCAUGGGGAGCAGGGGGCUGGACAACCGAGUGUAAGCGGCUCAAAAGUGGUGUCACGUGCACAGUUGGGAACUGGGCAUUCCUGCAAGGAGGCUUUUGCUACCAGCUUUUAGCAGCACUGUAAAGCAUCAGCUGCAAGGCAUGUUUGCCAAAGUCCCUCCUUACUACUGAUAUGAAACAAAUCAUGAAUUAACCUAAAAACUCAGGCCCAAUCUCAUAUUUAUAUUAUUAUAUUAUAAUCAGAAACUUAGGCCUAGUCUACGCAAGCAACAGAAUCAAGUGGUAAAAAAUAUUGCCCUAAAUCAGGCUAUAGGUACAGGAUCAUAUUUCUGAUUGCUUCUGUGUGUAAAGGAAACCUUCUACAAGCAGAAAAAUAGCACAGCAAGGAGUGGAUUAGAAUAAUUUAGCCCGGCAUGCUGUUUCCUGCUGGCCCCCCAAAAUAAAUUAUUUGCAAGGAGUUUUUCCGCAACAAGGGAUUGUUAAGAAAUGACACCCUCUUCCCUCUCCCCCUUGCAGUCUGGUACAGUCCACUCUGCCAUACCAGGAUUGUGCCAUCUCAUUUUGCAGUAUGUGUAGACCAGUCCUAAAAAGCGCAAGCAAUUCCUGCAUCUGCAGUCUCUGCAUCUUGUAGUGGUAGUGGUCGUACCGCCCUUAGCCUGAUGGCAGACUAGCUUUGUGUUUCUGCAUGCCAUUAACAACCUUUCCAGCUGGGGUGAUACAUGUGGGGUGAUACAUACCUUAAGAUAACUUUAGCUCCCCAGUUAUCCUCCCAUUGACUCCUGAUGCUAAGCCAGGUAAUGUAAGCCUUGUGUUUCUCUUACCCCUCCCCACUCCCUUUUAUUUCCCAUCCUUCAGCUUUCUGAUGGGUGCAUCCUGUGGAGGAGGCAACAUGAAGGUGGAUGAUGCAGCCUACGAAAGCAUGGGCCUUCGUCCACGGCAUGCGUAUUCCAUAUUGGACGUCCGAGAUGUGCAAGGGUGCAGGUAAAAAUGGCCAAGAAAAGAUUGAUGGCUCUUGGCUAAUUAGGCAGGCUGCUUGUUUGGUUUAAAGCAGGUGUACAGGAACCUUUGUUCUUCCGGAUGUUGCUUAACUAAAACUCGUAUCAGCCCCAGAAAACAUGGCCAGUGUCCAGGAAUGAUGGGAGUUGUAGUUCAGCAACAUCUGGAGGACCAAAGGUUCACCACAUCUGAUUUAAAAUGUUGACUCGUGGAUUGUUGUUCAUUUCAACUAUCUGCCCAUAACAUCACUGUAAGGCCGUAUGGAGAUACACUAAGGAAAGAUGCAGGUAUGAGAACUAAAGAAUAUUGCAGAUCUAUUUCCCAGAAAAGAGCCGGGAGUUUAAUAUAGGGUAAGAUACUAUUACAACUUCCCCAAGAUACUGCAUCAUUGUUUGUUGAUGAAUUCUGCAAUUUCGAUUUUAUCCCACUGGAGCCAAUUCGUGACUCUUGCAAACACCGAAACAUUUUCUUAGUAAAAAUAGCAUGGCAAAGCAGAGUGCUUAGGGUGUGUUGAGAUUGGUACUUCGGUGCUCCUGCCUAGCUCUUUGCCUGCCUCCCCAGGGUGAAAUCAUUUUGAGAGGUAGGCAAAGAGGUGAAAGGGCCUCAGAAUUUCCAGAUUGCAAAGUGUGUUUUCUUGCUCCAUCUUGGCAACUGUAAUGAGACAUAGCACGGUCUGCUGGACCUUUGUGUCUGGCCAUCUGAGAGUGAGAGAGAUGAGCAUGAGCAUGAGCAGGAAAUGAUUUAAGGAAGCAUUGGAGAUUGGGGUUAAAACUGGUUAUAAACUUCAAAGCAGACCACUUCCCUGGGCCCAUCAAGCCGUGGGGAAUGAGCACCUGUCCCAAUAUGUGCUCAUCCCACCUUCUGUCUCAAAGAGGAAGCUCUGCCUCAGGAACCACCAUCCAUCUAUGCCUGACAUACUGACUAGACCUCAAAGCAGGGACAGGUUCUUUUUUCACUCCUCUGCUGACCUGUGUGCAUUUGUGUGUCAGUUAAAAGGUUGGUUUUUUACAUCACUUCUUAAUCAAACAGAAUUCCAAAGCUGUGUUGGGUGAUCUCUCUUCUUCCCAAAAGGAUGGUGUCAAAGCCUACCCUUCGUUAUCUUCAGGAAAUGUAAUCUAACUAGGUUUGCAAACUUAGUUGAUUGAUUUGUUAGAUUCAUCCAUUUAAAAAUUCUGGAUUGGUUGAGCAGGUUCUCAAUUAAUUGGGCAGGCAAAAAACAAAUUAGAAGUUCUUAUUAUAAAUGCAGAUGACAUUUGUAUUUGUUUUAAAGCGAGAAUGGCUUUUCUAGGAUGAUGCCUUUUACAGCGCAUGUAUGCAUAAUCUAAAAAUGAAGUCCACUACUAUAAUGUACUAUAAAGUCCACUAGAUAUAAUGUUUUGACACACAUUCAGAUUCAAUUGAUUGAUCAUUGAUUCAUCAACUGAAACUAAAAUAAUUAACUCAUUCGAAAAUAUUUUAGUCUGGUUCCACCCUUCAUAAAAACCGUUUAUAUCCCUGCAUACUUUAAGCAAUUUAACUUCCUGAUUUAUCUGAUUCUGUUAUUCUGGAAGAAAUGUCUCUGUUGUGGCUAUUGACGAAUGCUGCUCUGUUGUAAGCCCUCUUUAGGGUUUCUUUUUUUAAGAGCAGGCAGAGUAGAACUUCAUAACCUUAAUAAAGAAGCUCAGUUCUGUCUUACUGCUUCUUUCAGGCUCCUGCGACUCCGUAACCCCUGGGGCCGCUUCUCCUGGAACGGUAGCUGGUCUGACGAAUGGCCCCACUGGCCGGCACACUUGCGGCAUGAGCUGAUGCCCCACGGGAGCAGUGAAGGGGUCUUCUGGAUGGAGUACAGUGACUUCAUCAGGUACUGCCAAAAUUGCACAGACUGUCCUGUGUCUCUGGGUCCUUGCUCUGCUGCCUUUAGAAGCUUGGAUUUGGCUGGAAUGUGACCUCCUGGUUCUGAUGCAGAUCUAAGGCACAGACACACGUACUGCUGACUUACCAUGCUUUGCUGUGUACAAGCAGAGUGCUCAUACGCACUGCUCAUUCACUCCUGCUUUGCUCCUUCCCUGGUGUGAACAGGACAAACCAACCUGUUCCUUCUGAACCAGGGUUUGUGGUUUGCUUCUCCCUAACAAGUCAGGAUGGCUAGCCAGUUUUAAGCCAUGGUUUAUUGUUACCUUGCUGAUCAUGGCUUGUUAGGGAGAAACAAGAACUGCUGCUCUUCUCCAUUUAAAAAACAACACAGCACCUAAUGGAAAAAUAGCAUUGCUGCUCUGCAGCCCCUGUCCUUCUCGUGGGUUGUUAGUUUGAAUUUGCUUCCAGUUCUUUGGGGGCGGUGCAUUCUCCCUCUAUUGUGAUGGAGCUCACAGAAAACUAAAAGGUAAAGGUAAAGGGACUCCUGACCAUUAGGUCCAAUCGUGGCCGACUCUGGAGUUGCGGCGCUCAUCUCGCUUUAUUGGCCGAGGGAGCCGGCGUACAGCUUCCGGGUCAUCUGGCCAGCAUGACUAAGCCGCUUCUGGCAAACCAGAGCAGCGCAUGGAAAUGCCGUUUACCUUCCCGCCUAUUUAUCUACUUGCACUUUGACGUGCUUUUGAACUGCUAGGUGGGCAGGAGCAGGGACCGAGCAACGGGAGCUCACCCCGUCGCUGGGAUUUGAACCACCGACCUUCUGAUCGGCAAGUCCUAGGCUCUGUGGUUUAACCCACAGCGCCACCCGCGUCCCCACAGAAAACUAGAAUAUUUUAAAAGUGUAAGACCAGAAUCAGGCACGCCAAGCCAUUUAAUGUGGGCCUCAAGCUCCCGGCAAAAUUUGCAGCUAUGGCGCUGAAUGUGGGAACCCGAGUGCUUCAUUUCAAGCAGGUGGGAGUACUCUGGGAACAGGAACAGGAAGAAUUGCUCCUUCCAGUUUUGCAGAGCGCUCUUGACCUGUUAGCAGGAGUGGCAUGCAAGAGAACAAAGAGGCAAUUUUGCAGUGUCAAGAAGGCCGUUGCAAAGUAUGUUACUGCACAUUCCUGGAAGGAGAGGAGAAUCUUUCAGUUCAUGCUAUGAUGGGAGAAAAAUCCUCCCUCCAUCCUCCAGCUGAUUGGCACUUAUUGGUUGAGGAGCAGAUUGGAGCUUUGUCUGUGCUGGGUAUGAGAGUGGCACUACCCCCUUUUCCAUUCUGCCCUUGGUCCUCAGGUCAGAAAAGGUUUGCCACCCUAGUGUAGAGGGAAGAGAAAGAUGGACAGCAACACAGCUGUCUCUUCCACAAAAAGAUGGUCCUCCUUCUGCCACCCCCAAGAAACUGCCAUUACCAAUGAAGAUUUUACAGGGGUGCCUUGAUUGCUGUCUAAAAGAGACUCAUCUGAUCUUGGCUACAGCUGCUUCUGGGGUUGACAACUGCUUGUUCCCUUGCCCAGGUAUUUCGACUCAGUGGACAUCUGCAAACUCCAUUCAGACUGGCAUGAGGUUCGUGUGCAGGGCACCUUUCCCAACAAAGCCAGUGGACCCAUUACCGUCACCUCACUGACUGUGCUGGAGCGUGCAACUUUGGAGUUCGCCCUUUUCCAGGAAGGCAGCAGGUGAGGUCACAGAUCACACUCAUCAGCCACUGAACAAAAAUUCAAGGCUCUUGCACACUGUUUACAUCACCCUGGUUACUCUACAUUGCAUCUUGGCAAUUGUCACUUGUGCAUUGACCCCUCUUGUUUAGUCCCAUCUCCAGUUCCAGCUCAACUGUGCUAUUGAGCUGACACGUGGCAUGAUGGUGGUGGCACUGCUAUCCUCUCUCAACAUAAAAGCCAUUUCCUGCCAUUCAUCCUGCUCUAACAUGACUAAGGAACAGAAUGAAGGUUGCAGCUAUCUAGAUGGGAUAACUGUGGCUACACAGAUAGGGGCAUUAUUGUUUCUCAAUGGAACAGGUUUAGCCCCUGCCGUAAUGAUUGGCCCUGAGAACAUCCCUUUCCUUCUGUAUCAGUGAAAGGCUGCCACUUAAUACUUAUCAGGAAGGUAAAGCACUGCCGAGAAAAUCUGGUCCUCAAGCCAUGACACUGGCUCUCAUUGAAAGGUGUGGUGUUUAUAUAUGUAUAGAUAUGCACUGCCUCUCUCCCCUGUGAGUCCUUACAAUAGACAAGUCCUCUUCUCUUAUCUUCCCAUCCCUCAUAGUGAAAGGCAUUUUUUUAGCCAUUAGUUUCUGUGAUUUUCAGACUCAGUACCCACUUUUAACUGCUACAAACGGACCAAGUAAUGGGAUGUUGGGGUUUUUUUAACAUGCUCACCUGCCUGCUUUUUUCUCUCGGGUGGCCAGAUGUGUAGAAGAAAGCAGGACCCUUGUACCUAGGAAGCAUAGGAAGCUGCCUCUUAAAAAGUUUACACCAUUGAUCCAUCUAGCUUAGUGCUGUCUACACUGACUGGCAACAACCCUCCAGGGUUUCAGGCUGGGCUCUGUCUGUACCUCUGAAUAGUUGUGCAGCAAGAUGCAGCUUGUUGCCCAGGGUGUCAUUGGAGAAGCUAGGCUUUCACCAGCUAUUAAAGGAGCAGAAGGGCUACCCUCUUUUUGCCUCGGAUCCUUCUCUCUCUGCCACUAGAUAACCCUUGGGGUCCCUUCCAAAUCUACAAUUCUAUGUUUCUCUGAAGACAGAAACUCUAAACAAAGAAACGAUGGAAACGAUGGUGAGGCCACUUCUGCAAGCCACUAUUACCAAGACAGCAGUCUAGCAAGACCCAUAUUUUUGCCCCCCACCCCAUAUUGUUUGUGUUAUCCUAUUUGGUGAAAGAGAGUGGGGUACAGCGGCUUGUGCAGUGACUUCUGACUCCACUGCACUUCACAGGAAUGUAGGGAACUGCUUUAUACCAGGAGUCUAGCAAUUGGCCCAUCCAGUUCAAUGUGGUCUACAGCAACUGGCUGCAGUUUCCCACAGACUGAUUCCCAGCCCCACCAGAGAUUGGACCUGGCACUUCCUGCAUGCUUUCCCACUGAGCCAUGGCCCCUUCCCUCCUUUCCCUUGGCAGGCGCUCAGACACAGUGGACAGCCACUUGCUGGACCUUUGCAUCAUGGUCUUCCGAGCCACCUUCAUCAAUGGCAGCAAGCUCAGCCUGGGCCGCCUGAUGGCGCACAGCAAGCGGGCAGUCAAGAAGUUUGUCAACUGUGAUGUCAUGCUGGAGCCGGGCGAGUAUGCAGUGGUGUGCUGUGCCUUCAACCACUGGACUACCCCAGUGACAGGCACCUCCUCAAGCCAAGGUAAGGGUUGCGUGGCAGGGUCUCCUUCUGACUCUCCUAGGGCAGUGGGGCUGCCAGUUCCAGCAAUAGGGUUGCCUGCUGAGAGCUUGGGGAGGGGUUUAAAAAAAGUGGGGGUCACUGUUCGAAGAAAAAGCCACCUGUGUUUUCAGAACAGCUUCAAGCAACAAAGGAGUCUGUGAUCCUCCAAAAUUUGCUGGGACUGAAACUCCCUUCAUUCUUGACCAUCCUGGUGGGGACAGAUGAGAGUUGGGAGUCCCAUUUGGGGAAGGUUCCCUUCCCCAGCCUUAAUUCUCACUUGAAAUUUGCCUUCAUUGCUUAAACAUUGGCUUCUUGCAGAUUGCAGUCCUAACCCCAAUCACCUAGGAGAAAGCCCCAUUGAACUCAGUAGGACUUCCUUCUGAGCAGACAAUACCAACAAUGGAUGUAGUGAUUUGAAGCUUGUUGUCCAAGUUCUCUGAAUGCCCCUGUGUGUAGGGGGCGGGGACCAGUUUAUUUUACACUUGGGAAGGUGGGGGCUUCUCUAGAUGGCCUUUUAUGUACUUUUCUGCUUUUUACUAUUGCACAGUUCUGUACUUCCUUUCAAGAAUGCAAGUCUUGGCUUGUGUUGGAGACUAAGUACCAGGCCUGUAUUGCAAUCAGGAAGGCAGUUCAUGUUCCUAAGCUGGCCUCUGGAAAUGCUUGAGUGAGGGAAAGGCCACAUGGCAGGAUGGGUAGGGAUUCUUGGGGGUGGGGACUCCCUUGUGGACAGGGGGCCCUGCAGCCUGAUUCUGCCUCACUUGCUUAUUUCGACCUCUACCAGUUUCCAGCCCUACUACUGGCAGUGCAUGCCCAGCUGCUGACAUCUCCAGCUACAUCCUGGCGAUCUACAGCUCCCGCUUGGUGAUGGUGGAACAGAUCGAGGCUCAGUCCACCACACUGGCAGAUGCCAUCAUUCUUCUCACUGAGAACAAGGGCGAACGGCAUGAGGUACGUGCAGGCACCAGCCCCACCCGGCUGCUUCAGAGAGUCUGUUCUUUCCUCCUUCUCACUAUCAGCAUAUUGGCUACCAUCAGAGGGCAGUGAGGUGGGGAGGGCUGGACAACAACUCCCAGCAACAUCUAGAAGGCUGGGAGAGCACCAGGUUGGAGAAGGCUGGUAUCUGUUCUGACAGGCAGCAGCUCUCCAGGGUUUGCAGCAGAUAUUUUGCCCACCCCAGCUGCCUAAGAGCCUUCCUACUGGGAAAACGGUGGCCGCUUAUGGAGCGCUUUAAAGUGUUCAAACUUGCUUCACACGCACUGUCUCAGUACUGUACAUGUAAGGGCUGGGGAACCUUUUUUCAACCUGUGGGCCACAUUCCUUUCUGAGCAAUCUCCCAAGGGCCGCAUGCCAGUGGUGGGCGGGGUCAUAGUAAAUAGUGGGUGGAGCCGCAAAUGCAAACUGUCUCCGGUACUCCCACACCCCUCUCUACCCUCCCUCCAGAAAAGCAAGAGGUGUUAUCAGACUCCAAGGCAAAACACUUGGGGUGCAAAGCAGGCUCAGGUGAUGGUGGCUUGUUUAAGACCACCUACAGAGUCCAUAGCAGAUGUGAGGUUAGAGUUCCUUAAUUCCUAGCUUACUAAGCUACAUAAAAUCCUACAGCUUUCUGCAGGCAGGUGUCCUGCUGUUAGUUGGAUGGGUGGGUUUUGUGGAUGUUCUCUCUGGAAAGCAGCCAAGCACCUGCAGCUGCACAUGCGCUCCUGGGAACGCGCAUCUUCCCAAAGAGUUGGAGUGAGCCUGGGCCCCAAGUCUUGGAGGUUGGGACUCUGUAUUGCCAUGCGGGGGUGAGGUGGAGGGAGGCAGGAUUCGCUGGUCUGGGGCCGAGACUGACUGGCUGGUUUGCUUCCGCAGGGGCGCGAGGGGAUGACUUGCUACUACCUGACACAUGGCUGGGCAGGUCUCAUUGUGGUGGUGGAGAACCGGCACCCUAAAUCCUACCUGCACGUCCAGUGCGACUGCACAGACAGCUUCAACGUUGUGUCGACACGAGGCAGCCUCAAAACACAGGACAGUGUGCCCCCUCUGCACAGGUGAGAGGGAGCUAGUGGGGGGCUGAGAAAACUGGAUUUAACUUCCCGCUGGUGUGCUUAAGUUGUAGAAUUGCCACGUGUGGGGGAAUGAAGCUGUUUGCCGCCUUGUAGAAUGUAAGGGGGAGGGACACCCUCUCUCCUCAACUGACAAGUCCAGGUGCCUUCACUGUUUUUCAACCAAUUUUGAGAAGUUCAAGGGGCAGCACUGGGAGGGAGAAGUAGAUCCCACUGAAACCACUACUAAAAUGGAGACUCCACCCCAUCCUGAUUUGGACAGUAAUUUCAAUAGAAACCUCUUCCCCUUUCUGAAGCAAGGCACACCCACACCACCCAUCAUGUGAUGGGCAAUAGGAGCAUGCCUUCAUCCAUCUCGCCUUAAGCUCCUGAUUGGUCCUUCGAUGAUUUAUUAAAUUUGUAUACUGCCCUUCAUCCAUAGAUAUAAAAAACACAAAAUACACAAUAAAAAUAAGAACAAAAACAAUGGAUGGAUGAUAUCACUUGUAGGCUGGAUGGGCAUUGCCUGUCCCAAAUGACUGUAGGCCAGAUGGUGAGGCCUGGUGGGCCACAUUUGACCUGUGUGCUGGAAGUUUUGCACCUCUGCUCUUCACCUAGUUAAGAGAUCUGGAAUGUUAAGUCUGCACCAGGCCAGAAUUGAUCCCAGAGAUUGUUUGUGUAUUGGAAGCCUUUGGGGAAUCUGCGACCUUCCUGCGUGAUGAAAGGGCUACUUGGAAAGCCAGGGGGCUGUUGCCCAAUUAGAACUGUAUUCCUACCAUUGCUCUUGGGCCUUCCUUUGUGGCUGUAGACUCGCAGGUGUGAGGUUUAGCACUAUUUUCCUCUCUCUUUCACUGACCUGUCUAUCUCCUUUCUUUUUGUUUUCUUCCAGGCAGGUUCUAGUGAUUCUGUCCCAGCUGGAAGGCAACGCCGGUUUCUCCAUCACCCACCGCCUGGCACAUCGCAAAGCCACCCAGGCCUUUCUGAAUGACUGGAUGUCGACCAAGGGGACGCACAAUCCGCUGCUGACGCCCGAGGUGGCGGGGCUACAUGGGCCCCGGCCGCUAUGA